GAAGAAGAAGAAGAAAUCAGAGAGAAAGAAAAUAUCACCGCAGGCGAAAUAAACAAAAGAAUUAAUAGAUAAAAAGACAGUUAACUAGCUUAAAAUGUCUGCUCCACUGGAAAACCUGGAGACGCAGCUGGAGAUGUUCAUCGAGAAUGUGCGUCAGAUUCGGAUCAUAGUCAGCGACUUUCAGCCCCAGGGACAGAACGUUCUCAACCAAAAGAUCAAUAGCUUGGUAACCGGUCUCCAGGAGAUUGACAAGCUCCGUUCUCAGGUUCAGGACGUUUAUGUGCCCUUUGAAGUGUUCUUUGACUACAUCGACCAGGACAAGAAUCCCCAGCUUUACACCAAGGACUGCGUGGAGAAGGCACUGGCUAAGAACGAAGAGGUCAAGGGCAAGAUCGAAAGCCUCAAGAAGUUCAAGUCCAAUCUGCUCAUCGAACUGUACAAGACCUUUCCCAACGAGAUGAACAGCUAUCGCGCCUACAGAAAGGACUCGAUGUGAGGCAGGGACAGCCCUCCUACAACCUAGUUUUUAAUCAAAUGUUGGAAUAAACUUUAUACUUAUGUACAUAA
Messenger RNA from Drosophila kikkawai, 567 nucleotides. RefSeq names its product mediator complex subunit 10 (gene MED10). NCBI's taxonomy places the organism in Eukaryota, Metazoa, Arthropoda, Insecta, Diptera, Drosophilidae. Gene Ontology annotation, molecular function: transcription coregulator activity. Gene Ontology annotation, cellular component: mediator complex. Gene Ontology annotation, biological process: positive regulation of transcription by RNA polymerase II. The record is from RefSeq and is a predicted model, not a curated record.